This is a messenger RNA of Benincasa hispida (wax gourd), 1750 nucleotides long. RefSeq names its product vitellogenin-like protein. Lineage: Eukaryota; Viridiplantae; Streptophyta; Magnoliopsida; Cucurbitales; Cucurbitaceae. The record is from RefSeq and is a predicted model, not a curated record.
GAGUCAGUAUUCCACGUGCUACUGUGAAAUCUCUCGUCAAUUCGUUUGCAGUGUCAUCCCCACAUUUCUCCCUUACUUCAAUGCAUUUCCAUUUCCCCUCUCUUAUUUCUCUUUUCUCCCCAUUCCUUUCUUCUUCAUUUGUCUUCUUCUUCCUCCAUUUUCCCUUCACUCUCUCCACCUUUCCAUUCCACUAACUAUGAUGAAGAUUGACUCCUUCAAACCUUCCCUUGUUCCAGCCGCCGUCGGCGUCGUCGGCGGUAAGGUUGGUGUUGGCCUCGACGACGACAUGUCAGACGGAAUGCAAUGCAGCGACCAUCCUUACCGAACCAAUCCCGGUGGAAUCUGUGCCUUCUGUCUCCAAGAGAAGCUUGGGAAGCUGGUUUCUUCUUCUCUCCCACUUCCGAUUCGCGGUUCGUCUUCUUCUCCUUCUUCUCCUUCCGUUGGAUCCGAGAAUAAUGUUAGUUGUGGUAGUGGUGGUAAUAAUGCUCCUACUGCUCCGUCGAAUGCUAUUUCGAUCGGUGCUGGUUCUACUUCGAAAACUGUCAAUUUCAACGCUAAUGGCGUUGAUUGUCAUUAUCAUGAUACGAGGCGGGCCCGGAUUCCUUUUUUGUUGGCUAAAAAGAAGAAGAAAGUUGUUACGGUUGGUGGAGCUGAGUAUAAUCGAAGUAACGACGUCGUUUUUAAGAGGAGUAAAUCCACGACGGCGCCGAGGAGAGGACAGUUUCUUGUUGAUGGUGACGACGGCGCUGAUUUUAGCCCUAGGAAGCGAGGAGGGGGUUUUUGGUCUUUUCUAUAUUACCACGCGCCGUCGUCAUCGAAAUCUCACGCGCCGAGGAAAGUGGAGAAUAGUAACAGUAAGGGUAUUACUACUACUGGUGGUGGUAAUCUGGGGGCAAACGCUACUAUUUUAGAGGAAGACGAAAGCCCUAAUAGUGAUACGACGUCGUUUGAACGGAAGGUUUCGAGAUCCAGAUCCGUCGGGUGCGGUAGUCGGAGCUUUUCCGGUGAUUUUUUCGAGAGAAUCUCUACCGGUUUCGGCGACUGUACGCUCCGCCGAGUCGAAUCUCAGAGAGAAAAUAAGUCUUCUAAAGUCUCCACUAACGGAAACUCCAGCCACCGUAACGGCGCCGGCGUCGACCAUCACUGUAUCAAAGAAAGAGUAAAAUGCGGCGGUUUAUUCAGUGGAUUCAUGAUGAAUUCAUCUUCUUCGUCUUCAUCUUCCUCAUCUUACUUAGUUUCAUCCUCCGCCGACGAGCUUACCCGUAAACCAACUCCGGCAGCUGGGCCACUAAUAAGCGGUGGCCGGAGCAGAACCUGGACGUGGGCAUUUGCAAGUCCGAUGAGAGCUUUUAAACCGUCAAAUUCAAAGGAUCGAAAACGAUCCAUAAUCAGACAAGCUACAGAAAGCAACCCAUCACCGGAUUUGAACGCUAUUCCUUCACUGUUAGCCGUGAGAAGCUGAAAAACAGCAAAAGAAGAAGAAGAAAAAAAAAACUCUGUUUCCGUUGAAAAGGGGAAAUCAUGAAGCAGCUUAUCAAAAAUCAGGUGCGUUUAAGAACAGUGGAUUUCUCUCAUUUCUCACAGUACAAACCAAAAAGAUAAAAGAAAGAGAGAGAAAGAGAGAGAUUAUUUGGAUUGAAUGAAAAAGCAUAUUAAUGAAUCUUUUGAGAAGAUGGAAAUUUGCUUUGUGUCUGUGUAAUAUCAAAUUUGUAAUUUGUCAAUGCUGAAUGUAAUGUUUUCUAUUUUUUUC